Messenger RNA from Cyclospora cayetanensis, 1902 nucleotides. RefSeq names its product ATP-dependent RNA helicase HAS1. Gene Ontology annotation, molecular function: nucleic acid binding; RNA helicase activity; ATP binding. Bases 1 to 1902 code for a protein of 633 amino acids. The record is from RefSeq and is a predicted model, not a curated record. Lineage: Eukaryota; Apicomplexa; Conoidasida; Eucoccidiorida; Eimeriidae. The transcript is spliced from 9 exons. Gene Ontology annotation, biological process: maturation of LSU-rRNA from tricistronic rRNA transcript (SSU-rRNA, 5.8S rRNA, LSU-rRNA). Gene Ontology annotation, cellular component: nucleolus.
AUGAUACCAGAGAAGGCAAACCUGGGCAUCAAGAAGAGAAAGAUCAAAGCCGAAGAUGCCUCUUUGCCUGCAGAAGGAGACCCCACUGCUACCCACAAGGCGAAAGCGCGGAGAGCAGCCCAAGAAAUCGCUGUCAAGGGCGAUGAGGCCAUAAAGGAAAGCGGAGUUCCCAUUGCCGUCGAUGCGCAGGGGCCUCCAGAAGAAGGCACCACAUCUGCUUUAAGCAGCUUAGAACCUCACAAUGAUUCCUCUACACCACCAGGCCGAGAGCGACCUUAUGGCCCCCAUUCGCGCGAACUGUACUGCAUUGCAGGUUGUUACAAAGCCUUAUACUUCUUAUGUUGUAGUCGAUGCAACAUCAAAAGGAGAAUUUUUGCGUCGUCCCUCUCGAAUUUGUUUUCUGUAUGUCCAGGCCCUUCCGGGGGGUUUUUUUCCGAUGUCUUGUUUGAGUCACUGGAUAUUUGCGAUCCAGUCAAGAGGGCACUAGGGGAAAUGAAGAUGGAGAGGCUUACAGAGAUUCAGGCCAAAGCCAUCCCCCGACUUCUCGAGGGAAAGGAUGUGCUUGGCGCUGCAAAAACAGGCUCUGGCAAAACGCUCGCCUUCCUGGUCCCUGCUAUGGAAUUGCUGUAUCAAGUCAAGUUCUUGCCGCGUAAUGGCACAGGGGUCUUGGUGAUAUCACCUACCCGCGAGCUGUCUCUGCAGAUCUAUGAUGUAGCGGUGGAGUUGGCCAAGUACCUCCCGCAAACUCUGGGGCUGGUUAUGGGGGGCGCCAACAGAAAGAACGAAGCCGAGAAAUUGUGCAAGGGUGUUAAUGUCCUCGUGGCUACUCCAGGAAGAUUGCUUGACCACAUGCAAAACACCAAGGGAUUUGUUUACAAGAAUCUGCUCUCCCUAGUGAUAGAUGAGGCAGACAGAAUCCUAGAAAUCGGGUUCGAGGAGGAGCUGAAUGCCAUCUUGGCGCUUCUUCCAAAGACGAGACAAACGUGCUUAUUCUCCGCAACUCAAACCGCUAAAGUUGCUGAUCUAGCCAGGCUCUCACUCAAGAAACCCGUUUUUCUACAGGUGCAGAAUUCGGUGGCCACUGUCUCGGGUCUACAGCAGGGAUACGUUAUCUGUCCAGCUGAGCAGCGGUUUCUGCUGCUGUUUACAUUCCUGAAAAAGAACCGAGACAAGAAGGUAAUGGUGUUUUUCAGCAGCUGCAUGUCUGUCCGGUUCCACGAUGAGUUAUUCAACUACAUCGACCUCCAGACUACCUGUAUCCACGGGAAAAAAAAGCAAGGAGCACGAAUGUCAACGUAUUACGAAUUCUGCGAGGCCGAAAAGGGAAUUCUUCUGUGUACUGACGUUGCUGCAAGGGGCUUAGACAUUCCCAAAGUAGACUGGAUAGUGCAAGUAGAUCCCCCUGAUGAUCCUCGGGAGUACAUUCACCGUGUUGGCCGCACAGCACGUGGUGCGGGCGGCAAGGGCAAAGCUUUGAUGUUUUUGAUGCCUGAAGAAAUAGGAUUUUUGCGUUAUUUGAGGCAAGCAGGAGUUCCGUUGAAUGAGUACAGCUUUCCCAGCUCGAAGUUAGCCAAUGUCCAGACACAGUUGGAAAGGCUGAUCGAAAAGAACUACUAUCUCCAUAAGUCGUCUCGCGACGCCUACCGAUCCUACCUUCAUGCGUAUGCAUCUCACGGAUUGAAAGAUAUCUUUAAUGUGUACAACUUAGACCUGCAGCGGGUGGCACGGGCGUUUGGUUUUUCUGUCCCUCCUAAGGUGGAGCUGAAUUUGAAGGCAAAGGGAAGAGGAAGCAACAAUCUUGAAAAGAAGAACAAACGAUUUGGAGGCAGCGGUCAUCGAUUCUCAGCGGCCAAUCCAUACGGUGUCAGGGACCCGAACGACACCCGGCAGUUUUGUCACUAG